Molecule: messenger RNA, 5571 nt
Organism: Stylophora pistillata
Lineage: Eukaryota; Metazoa; Cnidaria; Anthozoa; Scleractinia; Pocilloporidae
Product: polycystin-1-like protein 2
Biological process (GO): detection of mechanical stimulus
Cellular component (GO): membrane
Molecular function (GO): protein binding; calcium channel activity; calcium ion binding
Source: RefSeq, a predicted model, not a curated record
AUGAAUAACAGUCUUCUGGCAGAAAACGCCUCAUACUUCAUAACAGUACAGGUAACAAAGGAUGAAAGGCACGCUGAGUACACUCAGGAAGUGUUUAUCGUUCCUGGCGAUCCACCAGAAGUGCAAAUCAGGUGUAUAGAAAACUGCGAUACCAAACUGAGCCCAUCUGGUAGAAUGGCUUUACAGGGCAUGUGUACAGGUGCUUCAUGUCAUGGUGACCUUAUUUUCAAGUGGACAGUUUUAAAAGACUUGAAUAACUCUUCAAACAGUUCUCAGUGGACUGAGGUUUUAGAGAUACAGGAAUUGAUAGUUACUCGAGUUUCAUCAAAAUCUCUCGUCACUAGGCCUGGAGGGCUGACACCCGAUACCAGGUAUAAGUUCAUAUUGACUGCCCAACGACCAGGUGGAUACCGCGGGUGUUCCGAGUAUCAUGUGACCUCAAACAGCCUGCCUGUUGGUGGAGUAUGCAGUGUAAGCCCGACAUCAGGAGUCACUCUUACAACAGAGUUUACUUUUGCCUGUAAUAACUGGCAGGAUCCAGACCUUCAGUUACAGUAUGAAUUUAUUUACCUCACAAAUGAAAAUCUUCUCAAUGUGGCAUACAAAGGCGUAAAAAAAAGCUUAACGACCAAACUUCCAGCUGGAGAGAGGGAAAAUAACUUUACCAUCGACUUUCGAGUGCGAGUGACUAACAUGGUGGGAGUAUUCGUUGAAAUGAGGACCCCUGUUCAGGUCUUAGAACCCAGCAUUGAACAAGCAAACCUCUCAGACAUUGUCCAAAACCUCACAACUGGAGAUGAAAGUGAGCUGAAGUAUUUGAUCCAGUCAGGUGACGUGUCACGUGCUCUACAAUUGACGGCGGCAGCCAUUUCGGUCGUCGAUGUCAUUGCGCUUAGGAAAACGACCGAAAGUCAGGCCCAUGAAUUGACAGAGAAACGGAUUAUGAUGAAAUCAAACUUAAUACAGCUGUUGUCCACCAUCCCAGUAGAUACAGUCGUUAGAGUCCAGCAGGUGUCAAAUGUGAUUGCCUCCGCCAGCUCGGUCAUUGACGAGGUUACCGUUGAAGCACAGAAGGAUGCAAUAGAUGCACUUGGAAAGAUGACUGCAGUUUUGAAGAUGGAGAGUACAGCUGAUGGAAAAUACGACACGCUCUUUAAUUGCGCACAGAGUCUUGUGAAUGGUUUUGGUAGCAUUCUUAGGGUAGCAUCAGAUGAAGCUAGCAUAUACGAUUCGCAUUCGCAGGAAAAGUCGUACAUCAAAGCUAGCUUCAUAAGAACAGAUGAACGACUCCCACGAAAGAGGCGGAGGUUGGCCUUCAGGUCAAGAACUUCUUUGUCAUAUUCAUUGGCCAGAAGGAGCGAGAGAGACGCUUCUUACGCCCAGCUACAGUCUCGAAUCCACGUUGAGCUUAUACUCAAGUCUUUAAGAGAGAUCGGAAGUAUCAUCUUGUCCCGAACUCUCGUUGGUGAGGAGCCGAAGAAGUUUUCAGCCCCUGCCAUGUCUCUUUUAGUGUUGCGAGAGGAGCCGGAUUUCCUCGUUAGGACUGUUUUGACGAACAAAGGAAAUAGUUUUCAGCUUACUUCAUUACCUAUCCAGUUGGCUGUUACCCAGUAUGUAGAUAGCCAGAUGAUAACAACAGACUUUACACCUUUUUCUUGGGACACCUCAGGCUCAAGAGUGACGACUGCAGUUUCAAGCCUUGAACUUGAGAACAGUUCUAGUUAUUUUCUGAAUACAACACGACUGACAGCCCCGAUUACAAUAAGACUCCAGAACCUCCAAGACCUCACAAAUUCUUCUCAGUCUCAUUACGUUGGAGCCAACAGAACUGUUUUCUACAAGUUAAAUGUCAACCAAACUGGGAUGGCCUUGAUGCUUAAGAUUCGUCCGGAAAGCAAUAAGACAAUAUUUUUGGUGACUGUUAAGUAUGGAAAGCGGUCUUCUGAAAGUGAGAGCGACUUAAAUUUAACAAUACCUGACGUUUCGUCUUGCGAUAAGAUACCAGAUGGUUAUGUUAACUGUUCACGUAAUCCUUAUCUAGUAUUCUUGAACCAGGAAUUUGUAGAGGGCAAAGGUCUUGGUUACUACUUCAUCGGUCUUACAUUCGUGUCAAGAAUUUCUGAGAUCUCUCGUAUUAGACGCUGCACAAAGCAAUCAUGUGUGCAAUACAAAGAACCGCCAACUAAGGGUGCAAGUUUCAGCGUACCUCAUUACCGGAAAGGUGAUGGAAAUUACACGAUACAAGUGAUGCCGGCUGCUUGUCUGUAUUGGAAUGCGGAAAUAUCGCGGUGGACGUCUGACGGAUGCAAGGUAAGCGAAAUGACAACUCAAGAUUACGUUCAUUGCUCUUGUAACCACCUGAGUGCUUUCGGAGGUCAGUUACUUUUGGCGCCCACUCCCAUCGAUUUUGAUAAAGUUUUCACGGAACUGGUUCGCCUACCAGACAGUGGAAACUUACCUGUAAUAAUAGCGGUUAGCUGUGUGUUUGGUCUUUAUCUUGGACUUCUGCUAUGGGCUAGAAAGAAUGACAAACUUGAUCUCGUGAAGGUGGGCGAGAGGGCACUUAUAGGAGUACCUAUGCCUUGGUCUCAUAUCGUCGAGGUUCAAGUAUCAACAGGCGUCUGGCGAAACUCGGGCACCACCGCUAACGUUUUUAUUGUACUGGAGGGAAAAUUAGGUACCAGUCGACCGUACCAUUUGAAGCACGAUUCGUGCAUUCCUUUUGCAAGAGGGAGUAUUAUAUCCUUCGUUAUUUCCAUUCCGGUCAACAUUGGCACCAUAAAAACCGUUCGCGUAUGGCAUGACAACUCGGGCACCAGUCCAUCAUGGUUUUUGAAUCAGAUCAAAGUUAGCGAUCCGUUCACUAAGAUGCAAAGGAACUUUGUGUGUUUUGCGUGGCUGGCAGUUGAUAAAGGUGAUGGAUUAAUUGAUCGCACCCUUGGUUUCACAUCAGCAGAUGACAAAGGAGUUGAUUUUUCCGUAUAUGUUCGGAAUAGAAUUGCCGAAGAAGUUACUGAUUUGCAUUUAUGGUUUUCUGUCGCUACAAGACCACCAAGAUAUCGAUUUACUCGUGUACAACGUUUAUCUUGCUGUCAAGCACUAUUGCUGACAACCAUGCUAACCAGUGCUAUGUUUUACGAACAUCAAACCGCGGUGGACAACACACAGGGAUCGCUUAGGUUGGGCCGUUUUGUUGUAAACUUCAGAGAGUUCAUCAUUGCAGUGCAGAGCCUCAUGGUUAUAUUUCCUGCCUAUAUUUUGACCGUGCAACUUUUUGCUCGAACUCGAUCCUCGAAAGAGAAUAAGAGAAUGGCUCUCAAAACCAACGCAAGGACGAAAUUUAGCAAGAGGAAACGCGAGUUUUCUUUCCCACACCGCUUUAUUUUCGUUCCUUGGCUCUUCUGUUUCCUCCUGUCGACCUGUGGGGCCGCUUUUGUUAUCUUUUAUAGUCUACAGUGGGGUGCAGAUAUAAGUGAGCAGUGGCUGGUUUCGGUUGCAAUGUCAGUUUUGUUGGACUUCUUUGUAACGCAACCUUUCCGAAUCAUCGUCGUUGCUUUUAUACUGCCUCAUAUUUUUAAAAGGGUACCUGAUAGGUCUGCCUGGAAAUCUAGCCCGGAAGACGCAAAGGUUGAUCUCGAAGAUAUUAAAGUUGGCGGGCUAGGCUAUGAUGAGGCCGACGAGAGAGAACUUAAAACACCAAAGCCCUUAACAACGAGAAAAUUACGUCGUGCAAGGGCCGCUCGAAUGAGGGAGGCGUAUAUGUAUACAGCCCUUCGGAAUAUAGUAUCAUACAUACUGUACUUGUUAAUUCUGCUUGUUGUUUGUUACGGUGGGCGUAGCGAACAUGGGUACCUGAUGACAUCGUCCAUGAAGAAUACAUUUGGAGAACUUAAUAAGAUUUCAGAUCGCUUUAACACAUGGAACUGGUUACGUGACGUUUUGGUACCCGGGCUUUUUGAGGACGGAAAAGAUGUUACCUUAAAUAGUUCUAGUCCUUACAUUGGAGAUGGCGACGCUGUUCUCGUUGGGAUGCCUCGUCUUAGGCAGCUACGAGUCAAAGAAGGUUCUUGUGAUGUCAGCAUAGAGGAAUUGACAACCCCAUUCAACUCCUGCGUGGCUGCGUACACAUUCAGUAACGAGGACAAAACCAGCUUCCACGGGAGAAAAUGGCGUUUGUCUUCUUCAUUUAGGAACGAGUCACGCAUUCGUCUUCCUCAGGUCUGUCCAAGUGCUUGGUAUUAUUCUCCACCCCAGCAAACACUAAAUCUUCCCCUAUGGGGAAGACUGCAUCUGUUUAACUUUUAUGGUGAAGGAGGUUACAUGGCCGAGCUAGGUUACGACAAAACUGAUGCGCUGAAAGUCGUCUCUGAACUAAACCUGUUUGACUGGAUUAGCAGGUUUACUAGUGCAAUAAUUUUUGAGUGCGCGGUUUUUAACUCUCAAGUAAAUUUGUUCAGUGUGAUUUGGAUCCCUAUAGAGUUUUCGCCAAGUGGUCUCGUGCUAUCUAAUCACAUGAUUCAUACGAUGCACCUAUAUGACAUUGGUGGAGGCUACAGUACUGUUACCAUAACCUGUCAAUUGUUACUAGUGGUUUAUAUUAUAUACUUUGUUAUUAAGGAAACGAGGAAUAUGGUCGCGGGAAUUCGAAUGUAUUUCUCACGUUUUCUCAAUUGGGUUGAACUCCUCCAGACUAUAGCGGUCAUUUUCUUUGUGAUUGCUCACAUCAUGAAAGAAACAGAGCUCUUUGCUACCUCAGCUAAACUUAGGAAAAACACUUUUCAAUUUAUCAGCUUCAAUUGGGGAGUUCUUCUACAAGACAUGGAAACGAUAUUGAUAUCGAUACUGAUGUUUUUGAACACUUUGAAGUUGUUGUAUUUGCUCAAAUACAAUCCCCGUGUGAGGCAUUUAUUUUAUGCAAUGAAAGGAUCUGCGCGGGAACUCGCUCAGUGCUCGAUUGUAUUCGCUGUUUUCAUGUUUGGAUGUAUCCAUGUAGGAUAUCUUCUGUUUGGGAGAGAACUUUACUCUUUUUCUUCACCUUUCAUCAUACUGCAGUCUCUUCUGGUCGAAGGAGUCGUUGGUGGCGGAGUCGACUAUUUUAACGAUUGCUGCACAGUCGUUGGCCCUGUUUACUUUACGGCGAUAAAAAUGGCAGUGAAUCUUAUUUGCAUCAAUAUUUUCAUUUCUGUUCUUGUUUAUAAUUAUGGUCGCAUUAGGGAACUCUCCAGAGGAAAAUUUGCUCUUGGACGCUUCGUGAUAAUGAAAACGAAAGAACUUCUAGGUUGCGUGGGCGACCGCCAGGGAGCGAAUGGAGACAUUUCUGCGCAUGAUUUACCGAUAGAGGAGGACAUUCUUCCUGAGGCAGCUGAGAUAUUGGCAAAGUUGGAUCAGAUUAAUCAUCUUUUAAAUGUUCACUACGCCGAAGAAUUUUGUGAAGACCUUGAACUGUUUUCUUUGUGGUUUGAUCUCCACAUGCAAGCCAAGAAAUCCAAAGAUUUACAAGAAAAAUGGGUCGAUGCACAAGACAAUUUUGAGGCUGCUGUAGAAGAAGAUUGGGUUGAUGCACAAGAAUAA